Messenger RNA from Bubalus bubalis (water buffalo), 2696 nucleotides. It is a transcript of the gene ALDH3A1, whose product is annotated as aldehyde dehydrogenase 3 family member A1. Gene Ontology annotation, molecular function: aldehyde dehydrogenase (NAD+) activity. The coding region runs from base 1107 to 2657 and encodes 516 amino acids. Gene Ontology annotation, biological process: aldehyde metabolic process. The record is from RefSeq and is a predicted model, not a curated record. The transcript has 9 exons. Gene Ontology annotation, cellular component: cytoplasm. NCBI's taxonomy places the organism in Eukaryota, Metazoa, Chordata, Mammalia, Artiodactyla, Bovidae.
AAAUAGCCUUACUGUGUUUUUUCUGCUGUCAGAGAUCACAUUGUGUCUGAAAGUGGGUGGGCACCUCUGGGAGGAUAACAGGAACUACUGGGGGAGAGGAAGGAGGGACACUUAACUUUUCUCUGUGUCCUUUCUGUAUCUUUUACAUUUCCUACCAUGAGCAUGUAUUACCUAUUCAAAAAGUGAACAAACGUGCAGGAUCUUAGGUCUCCAACCAGAGAUCAAAACUGCACCCCCUGCAGUCCUACAGUGGAAGCUUGGCACCCUAACCAUUGGACAGCCAGGGAAUUCCCUCCAAAUUAACAAACAUUUUUCAAAAAUGCAAAUUCGCUGCAGAAAAGUGAAGCCCUUCAGAAAAAUGAAAGCAAAUCCACCACCUCUAAUCCACCACCACCAAAAGAUCACCACACAGGGCCUGCCCCCACGGGCUCUUGCAAGUGCACACAUGCCUGGUGUAUCUGUUGUCUGUAGCCUGUUUCAUUUCUUACUCCUCGUGCCUGGGACAAGGCUGACAGUUCAAAGACCCAGCCAGCCUGGGUCUGUGUGGGGACAAGCCACCAGUGCUUUUGAGAAUGAGGAUCAGUCAGAAAGGUGGGGUGUGUGUCCUGAUGCUGAGUUUCCUUUACUCAGUGUGGGUGUGGAGUCAGCACCUGGGUCCUUUAAUCUGAUCUGGAGACUGGCCUGGUUGGGUGUGCCUGGAGAGCACUUGGAGGGUUUGCCUGGGAGUGUCAACAGCUCUGCACAUAGAUAGAGGUGGGCGUGGGGCUUGACAGGUGCCAAGAAGGGCCUGCCCCCAGCACACUGCCAAGACCCCACGGUGAGCAAGUGUAGACAACCUUAGGACUCCAGGUCACUGCUGCCGGGUCCCCAGUGUGAGGGUCCGUCAUCUGCUGGUGGGCAGGGGUAGCCUGCCAACCAGGACAGUCCAGACUGCGGGGUUAGGGAGCUGAAAAGGCAAAAGGGUGCCACUUCCCGGUGACCCUAGGGAGAUCUUCAUCCUAUAAAAUCAGCAGCAAGGGUGGGUGUUGCCCUGGGGACCCCAGGUCUCAGUGCCCGGCGGGAGGGCGCUCUCCACGCCUGCAAGGAGCUCUCCAUUCCCAGGUACCAUGAGCGCAAUCAGCGAGGUGGUGCAGCGGGCCAGAGCCGCCUUCAACUCGGGUCGGACGCGCCCGCUCCAGUUCCGCAUCCAGCAGCUGGAGGGGCUGCGGCGCCUGAUCCGCGAGCGAGAGAAGGACCUCGUGGGCGCGCUGGCUGCGGACCUCCACAAGAACGAAUGGACCGCCUACUACGAGGAGAUUGUGUAUGUCCUGGAGGAGAUCGACUACAUGAUCAGGAAACUCCCUGAGUGGGCUGCUGAUGAGCCUGUGGAGAAGACCCCCCACACCCAGCAGGAUGAGGCCUACAUCCACUCGGAGCCCCUGGGCGUGGUCCUAAUCAUCGGGAGCUGGAACUACCCCUUCAACCUGACCAUCCAGCCCAUGGUGGGCGCCAUCGCUGGAGGGAAUGCAGUGGUCCUGAAGCCGUCGGAGCUGAGUGAGAACACGGCGAGCCUGCUGGCCACCAUCCUCCCCCAGUACCUGGACCAGGAUCUGUACCCUGUGAUCAACGGGGGUGUUGCUGAGACCACAGAGGUGCUCAAGGAGAGAUUCGACCACAUCCUGUUCACCGGGAGCACCGGGGUGGGCAGGGUCGUCAUGAUGGCUGCGGCCAAGCACCUGACCCCCGUCACACUGGAGCUAGGGGGCAAGAACCCCUGCUAUGUGGACAAGGACUGCGACCUGGACAUUGCCUGCAGACGCAUCACCUGGGGAAAGUUCAUGAACAGUGGCCAGACUUGCGUGGCCCCCGACUACAUCCUGUGUGACCCCUCUAUCCAGAGCCAAAUCGUGGAGAAGCUCAAAAAGUCCCUGAAAGAGUUCUACGGGGAGGACGCCAAGAAGUCCAGGGACUACGGGAGAAUCAUCAACUCCCGGCACUUCCAGAGGGUGAUGGGCCUGCUGGAGGGCCAGAAGGUCGCCUAUGGAGGCACCGGGGACGCGGCCACCCGCUACAUCGCCCCCACCAUCCUUACGGACGUGGACCCCCAGUCCCCGGUGAUGCAGGAGGAGGUCUUCGGGCCUGUCCUGCCCAUCGUGUGUGUGCGCAGCCUGGAGGAGGCCAUCCAGUUCAUCACCCAGCGCGAGAAGCCCCUGGCGCUCUACGUCUUCUCACCGAACGACAAGGUGAUUAAGAAGAUGAUCGCGGAGACCUCCAGCGGCGGGGUGACAGCCAACGACGUCGUUGUCCACAUCACCGUGCACUCACUGCCCUACGGGGGUGUGGGGGACAGCGGCAUGGGGUCCUACCACGGCAGGAAGAGCUUCGAGACCUUCUCGCACCGCCGCUCCUGCCUGGUGAGGCCUCUGCUGAAUGAAGAGACCCUCAAAGCCAGAUAUCCGCCGAGCCCAGCCAAGGUGAGAAGUGGGAGGUGGGGAUGGGGGUGGGGUGGGGGAGCCGCCGGCCAGACAAGGGCCUCAUUGCCCUUCGUGUCCCCCACAGAUGCCCCGUCACUGAAGCGGUGCCCUGGCCUCACCGUGCUGCACCCUUGGAGGGCUCCUCUGGUGCCCCGCUGCUCAAGUGCAUCCUUCCCACCCAGCCCCGCCCCCACGCUACACUAAACAUAGAGCAAUAAAGCUUCGGACCAGCCCCGGACUGCG